This is a messenger RNA of Pleurotus ostreatus (oyster mushroom), 1047 nucleotides long. RefSeq lists its product as uncharacterized. Gene Ontology annotation, biological process: regulation of alternative mRNA splicing, via spliceosome. Gene Ontology annotation, cellular component: nucleus. Bases 1 to 1047 code for a protein of 348 amino acids. The record is from RefSeq and is a predicted model, not a curated record. Lineage: Eukaryota; Fungi; Basidiomycota; Agaricomycetes; Agaricales; Pleurotaceae. The transcript is spliced from 4 exons.
AUGAAUCUCCCGACGUCUCGAGAGUUGGAGCUGGAGGUAUCUCUGAGGCAACGAGAUGCUCAAGUUGCAGAAUUAAGCGACGAAAUAACCAGGCUACGACAAUACUUGGCACGACAGCCAGGGCCCUCAACAACUGAUCCAAUCACUCUCCCCCCUGCCUAUGUCUCAAUGUUAUUACCACAACUCGAUGCCGCUUCGAGACCCAGCUCAACAGCCCCAGGAUCUACCGUGACCGCUGCCUUGACCCAGAAGGUUAAGGCGCUUCAGGAGGAGAACGACGAGCUAUACCAGAUUCUGCAAUACUCUGAAACGUCGAAACUGAAAGAGGAGGUUCAUGUUCUUCGGUCGAGCGUCACUCGCCUCGAAAGUGCGCUCCGUGAAUCUGAUCAAACAGUUUCGGCGCUCUGCCAGGAACUCGAGAAAUCGAAGGAAGCGUUCGCUGGUCUGAAAUCCAGCGCGUAUUCGAAGUCGAGCGUGUAUUCGGACAAUAGCCAUAGUGCGGCCCAAUCACACCUCACUAGCAAUGGCAAUGCACGUACCACCUUCUCCAAGCCCCUUCCCACUGGGCCCAAGGGGCAUAAGAGGCCCCGACUCUCCGAUACCCAGGCAUCCACGGGAUCGAGUGGUUCAAAUCCGCCUCCCCAACGAUCAUAUCGUCCGAGUGAACCAAGAGGUCGGUCACCGCGACCGCACACCGACUCCCAUGGGAAGCACCGGUCCGAAUCGAGGAUGGAUGUUGAUGGAGAGUCUCGAGCGCGCCCGCGGUCUUCUAUAGCCCUGGCGCGCGAUCGCGAACGUGGACGCGGACGCGAAGAACGGGCCCAUAGCAAGGAGCACUCGCAUAAGGACGAGGCGAAAGAUGUCGAUGAGGGGAAUGAUAGAGGACGGGACAGAACAAAGGCUCCUCGACGGAACGGGAAUUUCAAUGUAGGCAGGCCUAGCGGUGGUAGCGUUGGAGGGGCAUCUAGCCGGAAACACGAACGAAGCAACUCCCAUCGCCAUUCACAAGGCGGGGACCGGACGUUAAAGGAACGAAUGGGACUAUGA